Talaromyces proteolyticus is the source of this 1566-nucleotide messenger RNA. Its product is annotated as DUF895 domain membrane protein. Lineage: Eukaryota; Fungi; Ascomycota; Eurotiomycetes; Eurotiales; Trichocomaceae. The transcript is spliced from 4 exons. The coding region runs from base 125 to 1561 and encodes 478 amino acids. The record is from RefSeq and is a predicted model, not a curated record.
GAGUAUUUCGGGAUUUAUACUAUUUAUUCCCUUUGGCCCUCUCUGAAUUGGGAGUAUAUCAAUUCAUAUACAAUCGCCAGCUUUCAGAUUUCCAAUAAUUGAACCAUCAAUCGCAAUCGCGACAAUGGGAGAAACGGAUAAGGAUCUAGCAAAUCCACUGAAAAAUGAGGAGAUCACUGGACAAGCAAGCUCUCCUCAAUCCGAGUAUGAUAGCCCAAUUGAGAGUAGUGAAAAGAAAAAACACCCAGUGAAAUGGUACCGGUCCACCUUCUAUAAUGCCCUUAUUUUAGGCAUCUGCAAUUUCCUCGCCCCGGGAAUCUGGGGUGCGAUGAACUCACUGGGUGGUGGUGGUAACGAGAAACCCUACUUAGUCAAUGCCGCCAACGCAUUGACUUUCUGUCUGAUGGUUUUAUCUUGUUUCGCUGGAAGUAUCAUCGUUAAAUACAUCGGUAUUAAAUGGACCUUCAUAGUGGGCACAAUCGGUUACGCCCCCUUUGCCGCUGGACUGUAUACGAAUAAUCGGUACGGAACUGAGUGGCUCGUCCUGCUUGGUGCCGCGCUCUGCGGUCUGUCAGCCGGUAUAUUUUGGAUGGCUGAAGCCGCUAUUGCGCUCGCAUAUCCGGAGCCGUAUAAUCAAGGGCGCUUCCUGGGUUUUUGGCUUAGUUUCCGUGUUGGUGGCCAGAUUCUGGGAGGAGCAGUCAACAUAGGAAUUAACGCAAAGAAGAAUACUGCUGGAAAAGUGUCGUAUAGCGUAUUCGAGCUCUUUAUUGCACUGCAAGCAUUAGCUCCUUUUGUUGGCCUGCUGCUCUCGCAGCCAAAGCAAGUCCAGAGAACCGACGGACUACCAGUUCGACUGAAGAUUCUGAAUCACAAAUGGACUGCGGAGCUGAAAGAAAUGGCAAAAUUGUUUGUCCGACGUGACUUCUUGUUCAUUGUCCCACUCAUCUCGCAGGCUGUAUACAGCGAGGCUGUUUUUUUCACGUAUGAAGAUCUGUGGUUUUCCGUCAGAGCACGGGCGUUGGGAUCGUUUUUGUCAGGCGUAGUCGCAUUGAUCUCCGGAAAUAUUUUGGGUGCUUUCCUAGACAGAAAGCAACUUUCUCUCAAGUCACGAGCUAGAGGAGCUUUCUUCGUGGUUCUGACUCUGCAAGGUGCAUGGUGGCUAUGGGGUACAGUGUUAGUCACGAAUUUCCGUAAAACCAACCCUAUAUAUGAUUGGUCGAGUCCUGGGUUCGGGAAAGCCUUUGCGCUGUUUUUGUUCUGGGUUAUUGGGUUUCAGAUCAAUUACCUAUAUCUAUACUUCGUUGUUGGCAACCUGGCUAAGGAUGAGGAGGAAGUAAUCCGCAUUGCGGGUUUGUUGCGCGGUACUGAGUCUGCAGCCCAGGCUGUUAGUUACGGCCUCUCCAGUGUCACGAUCAUGGCUACAGUCGGUAAUGUGUAUUUGAACUUUGGCCUGUGGGCUUUGGCUCUCAUUCCAGCGUGGCUUGUCAUCAAAGACAUUGGCGUGACCAAGGGGGAUUUGAAAAUUGAACGCGAAAGAGCUCUAGCUGCCGAAGUAGCGUAAUACGG